Molecule: messenger RNA, 1433 nt
Organism: Agelaius phoeniceus (red-winged blackbird)
Lineage: Eukaryota; Metazoa; Chordata; Aves; Passeriformes; Icteridae
Gene: B3GNT9
Product: UDP-GlcNAc:betaGal beta-1,3-N-acetylglucosaminyltransferase 9
Biological process (GO): poly-N-acetyllactosamine biosynthetic process; protein O-linked glycosylation
Cellular component (GO): Golgi membrane
Molecular function (GO): hexosyltransferase activity; UDP-glycosyltransferase activity
Source: RefSeq, a predicted model, not a curated record
AUGUCUCUCACUAAGCACAUCCAGAUGUGCCUGCUUGGCAGCCCGCUGCACAGACGGCACCGAGGGGACGCAGGAUCAGCGCUAUCAAAUGGGCUAUGGGCAGUGGUGCCAGGCAGCUCAAACACAGAUUUUAGCAGUCCCAGGAACAGUGGAGAGACAAUGAGAGUUCGCCUCAAAGGGGAUGUGAUCUGUACCCUCCUCCUGCUGGUGGCACUUUGUUCUUUGCUCUACUCCCAGCUGGAACAUUUGGUCCCGGCAGGAAAGAAGGAGCCAGCACAGAACAAACCUCGAGUGGCACCAAAAAUCUUCUCUGAUCCCAGAGCACCUCGGAGGCUGAUGCCAGCAGAGGCAACUGCACCCAGACCCCAAGUUACCCCUGCCAUGAGACCAACAGAAGUGGCCAAAACCAGGGUCCAAACUACAACUCCACCCCCACUGACUGAUUCUGCCUUCAACUUCAAGCUCUAUCUCCUAAACAAGGAUAACAGGAACUUCAAUCUCCUCAUUAACCAGCCCAGGAAAUGCCGAAAGACACCGGGAGGUCCCUUCCUGCUCAUUGCUAUCAAAUCAGUGGUUGAAGACUUUGACAGGCGUGAGAUUGUCCGGAAAACGUGGGGCAGGGAGGGUUUGGUGAAUGGGGAGCAGAUCCAGCGAGUGUUCCUGCUGGGAACACCAAAGAAUAGGACAGUGCUGGCAACAUGGGAGACCCUGAUGCACCAGGAGAGUCAGACAUACCGGGACAUCUUACUCUGGGACUUCAUGGACACUUUCUUCAACCUGACCCUGAAGGAGAUCCAUUUCCUGAGCUGGGCUGCUGAGUUCUGCCACAACGUGAAAUUUAUUUUCAAAGGUGACGCUGAUGUUUUUGUCAACGUUGAGAACAUCGUUGAUUUCCUCAAGAGGCACGACCCCACUGAGGACCUCUUUGUUGGGGACAUCAUCUACAAUGCCCGUCCCAUCCGCGCCCGGAAGAGCAAGUACUACAUCCCAGAGAGCAUGUAUGGGCUGAGCAUCUACCCUGCCUAUGCUGGGGGAGGAGGCUUCCUGCUGUCCCGCUGCACCAUGAGGAAGCUCUCCAGGGCGUGCAGAGAAGUGGAGCUGUUCCCCAUCGAUGAUGUCUUUUUGGGCAUGUGCUUACAGAGAAUCAACCUCAAACCCAUUUUGCAUGAAGGGUUCAAGACCUUUGGCAUUGUUAAGCCUUCUGCUGCCCCACACCUACAGACCUUUGAUCCCUGUUUUUACAAAGAUCUCAUGGUGGUUCAUAGCCUGAAGGUUGCUGAGAUCUGGCUGAUGUGGAACCUGCUCCACAGCCCACGGCUUUCCUGUACUCAGAAGAAGCAGGUGAAGAAGCCUUUCCAAUGGAAGAAGAAAGCUCAGAUAACAACACCAGCAUCACCCCUCAGAUAAUGCAGGAAGAGUGCAGCACACACAGC